AUGAACGCAAGAGGUAGACAAGACACGCCAUCAACUCUCAGUCAAUGGUCAUCCCUUAGUGAAGAGAUACCAAGCUAUUCAAAGUUAACAUUGGGACUUUCACCUUCGAUUUUUUCUUCUUUUUUAUUCCCACAGCAGGUUGGAUUUGGGGAUAUAUUCAGAGACUACGAUUCCUUGGAACGCGAAUCAACACCCUCAUGUCCCAGGAAGAAGACUCGCGUACCUCUGGAUUUAUAUACUCAUGCUGAUAAUUUCACUACACCACCAUUAAACCAAAGAGGAUGUCGAUUUCUAAAUUUAAAUCGUACCCCAGCGACAGCACCUCCUGUUAAACCAAUUGAGCCCCCGGUGAAACCGCUACAGCUGGGCAGAUACAAACAGAAGCCAAUUGAGCCCCCGGUGAAACCGCUAGAGCUGGACAGAUACAAACAGAAGCCACAGGUACAUGUAGAUUAUCAUAAUAUCAAACAUAAUCUCAAGUAUGAAAAUGAAGCUAUAGCGUCACGAGCCAGGCAAGAGGCUGCCCGAAAGAGUGACCCAGUUUACAGUUCUCCUACAACGCCUUCCUCUUCACCCAAGUCACUUUAUUCAGGCAGUGACCGUCCUGGUUUGGCUAGUGAGGAAGACUCCACUGAACCCUAUAUGGGAGAGUUUGGAGGUAUCAAACCCCCAUGCUUCAAGUUAGCUGCAGAGUUCAGCGAUGAACCAAAGUAUCCUUUGAGAUCGCGGAAGAUAACUGGGGAUGAGUUCUACCACUUCAUCAACGGGGAGGCGAUUUCUGCUGUCAUGUUCUACAUCAAAGGCCAUAAAUCUGAAGACAACAUGAAAGCGUGGGAAGCAAAUGCUGAAAAGGAAUCCCUCGAUGGUGAACGGGCCUUCGCCACUGUUGACUGCGCCGAAGUACCAUAUUUGUGUUUACGUGAGCACAUUCCUUCAGUUCCCUUCUUCAAGGUAUACAGCGAAGGGCACCAGAUCUAUUCCGGGCCACGUAUGAAAGUAGGAAUAAAUGAAGUGGUAACACAUUAG
Messenger RNA from Candidula unifasciata, 1026 nucleotides. The record is from the annotation of a GenBank genome assembly. NCBI's taxonomy places the organism in Eukaryota, Metazoa, Mollusca, Gastropoda, Stylommatophora, Geomitridae.